UCGUUCGUUGCCCUCCUCCGUCCUAGCCCUCCUCCUCCGUCCUAGCCCUCCUCCUCCGAGCUCGUGGUGGUGGUGGUGGUGGUGUUCCCCGGAGAUCCUUCCGCUUGCUGUUGCUUCGUCGCCCUGAUCGAGCACCAUGCCUCUCCGCUUAGCAAUAAAGCGGAAACUCGCCCAAAGGUCUGAACGAGUGAAGUGUGUGGACCUUCAUCCAACAGAACCAUGGAUAUUGUCCACUUUGUACUCAGGAAGUGUUUAUAUUUGGAACUAUCAGAACCAGACACUGGUGAAAUCCUUCGAAGUUACCGAUCUGCCUGUUCGAUCAGCAAAAUUUAUUCCUCGCAAGCAGUGGAUAGUAGCGGGCUCUGACGACAUGUUCAUUCGAGUCUACAACUAUAACACGAUGGAUAAAGUGAAACAGUUCGAGGCUCAUACUGAUUACAUUCGCUGUGUUGUAGUACAUCCAACAUUAUCUUAUGUUCUAUCUUGCUCAGACGAUAUGCUCAUCAAGCUUUGGGACUGGGAGAAAGGUUGGAUCUGCACCCAGAUCUUUGAAGGACAUUCUCAUUAUGUCAUGCAAGUGACUUUCAAUCCCAAAGACAGUAACACUUUUGCAAGCGCUUCCUUGGAUCGAACUGUUAAGAUAUGGAACUUGGGUUCACCAGAGCCCAACUUUACCCUCGAGGCUCAUCAGAAGGGUGUCAACUGCGUGGAAUACUUCACUGGUGGUGACCGACCACAUUUGAUCACAGGAUCUGAUGAUCAAACAGCUAAGGUGUGGGAUUACCAAACCAAGAGCUGUGUGCAGACUUUAGAGGGUCAUUCUCAUAAUGUGUCUGCAGUGUGUUUCCAUCCUGAGCUCCCCAUCAUUUUAACUGGUUCAGAAGAUGGGACUGUUCGUAUUUGGCAUGCAACCACAUACAGGCUAGAGAACACACUGAAUUAUGGACUGGAGCGUGUAUGGGCGAUUGGAUACAUCAAGGGUUCGAAAAGGAUUGCAAUCGGGUAUGAUGAAGGAACUAUCAUGAUUAAAAUUGGAAAGGAGGCACCAGUUGCCAGCAUGGAUGGCAGUGGGAAAAUUAUAUGGGCAAAGCACAAUGAAAUACAGACGGUCAACAUCAAGGCGGUUGGCGCUGAUUUUGAGGUUACCGAUGGCGAGCGCUUGCCUUUGGCAGUCAAGGAACUUGGAAGCUGUGAUCUUUAUCCACAGAGCCUGAAACAUAAUCCGAAUGGCAGGUUUGUGGUAGUUUGUGGUGAUGGUGAGUAUAUUAUCUACACAGCUCUUGCUUGGAGGAAUCGAUCAUUUGGUUCCGCCCUGGAUUUUGCCUGGUCAACAGAUGGUGAAUAUGCAGUUCGCGAGAGCACUUCCAAAAUCAAAACAUUCGGCAAAAAUUUUCAGGAGAAGAAAAGCUUUCGGCCAUCGUUUUCAGCUGAGGGGAUGUACGGUGGUGCCUUGCUUGGAAUCCGUUCUAAUGACUUGGUCUGCUUUUAUGACUGGGCUGAAUGUCGUGUGGUUCGAAGGAUUGAUGUCGUAGUCAAGAAUAUAUACUGGUCAGAUAGCGGAGAUUUGGUUGCUAUUGCGAGUGAAAGCUCGUUUUACAUCUUGAAGUACAACCGGGAUGUGGUUGUAGAGCACUUUGAAAGUGGCACGCCAACGGAUGAGCAAGGUUUGGAAGAUGCUUUUGAACUCCUGCACGAAAUUCCUGAGCGAAUUAGAACUGGCUUGUGGGUUGGUGACUGCUUCAUUUACAACAAUUCAGCAUGGAGACUCAACUACUGUGUUGGUGGAGAGGUGACGACAAUGUUUCAUCUUGAUCGUCCAAUGUAUCUACUUGGAUAUCUCGCAAGUCAAAGCCGCGUGUAUCUUAUCGAUAAGCAGUUAAAUGUCAUGAGCUACACAUUGCUGCUGAAUCUGAUAGAGUACAAAACCCUAGUAUUGCGAGGAGACUUAGAAAAAGCAGAGGAGAUUCUGCCGACUAUCCCCAAGGAGCACUUGAACAGUGUUGCGAGGUUUUUGGAGUCACGCGGUAUGGUGGAGGAAGCCCUUGCUAUCGCGACAGAUCUUGACUACAAGUUUGAUUUAGCCAUUCAGCUCGGCAGGCUGGAAACUGCCAAGACUAUAGCUGAAGAGUCACACAGCGAGUCCAAGUGGAAGCAGCUGGGUGAACUCGCAAUGUCAGCUGGAAAGUUUGAAGUUGCGGAAGAAUGCUUCGGGCAUGCCAAGGAUCUUAGCGGAUUAUUGUUGCUGCAUUCAGCCCUUGGGAAUGCUCAAGGGCUCACUGACCUGGCAGUUGCUGCCAAGGAACAGGGAAAGAUAAAUGUGGCUUUUCUCAGCCUCUUUCUGCUUGGAAAAGUAGAAGACUGUGUACAAUUAUUGAUUGACAGUAACCGUAUACCAGAAGCAGCUUUCAUGGCUCGUACAUACACACCCAGUGAAGUCAGUAAUGUUGUUGCGUUGUGGCGAAAUGAUCUAAAGAAGAUUAAUCAAAGAGCAGCUGAAUCACUAGCAGAUCCACAAGAGUACCCCAAUUUAUUUCCAGAUUGGGAUUUGGCAUGCGAGGCGGAAGUCCAGCACAGAGAACAGAGGACCAAGUUUCUUCUAGCCAAGGAGUAUCUGAAUUACAUCAACGGUCAACACGAUGACUUGGUAGAUGAGAUGAAGGGAUUGGAUGUGAAUGAGGGUCCCCAUCUGGAGAACGGUGGCUUUGUACAUGAAAAUGGAGAACUUGUGGAGGAUCAAGAACUGGAGUCCUACCAGGACGGCGAGUACGUGGAAGCGGACCAACACGAUGUUGUAGAUGUCGACGACGAAGUUGGCUUUGGAAAAUCCGAUCAGUUAGUUGAUGGAGAAGGCGAACUUUCGAAGUCACAUCCUGUUAUUAGCACCGACGAUGGCGCCGAAGAAAAGGGUCUGAAAUGAGAGUCACGUGGUGAUUAGACUGGUAGUGACACCUAUUGUGUAUGCUGGUGUAGGAAGGAUAAUUCAUGUGUCGUAGCAGAUGCCGGCACGUUUCUCUGGAACUGCUCUCCAUUGUCAUGGCAAGAAAAUGAUGUGGGCUUUUCUGUAACAAAAGUGGGAGUAAUCCUGUAGAUGUUCCACGCUUAGUUAGGCCACCAGUGCAGCAAGACGAUUUUUCGGAUCUAGUUGUAGGAACCAUUUUUGUAAUACCCUCGUAUUUAACCCUUCACCAUGGAUGGCCCCCCGUCCGAAUCCUAUCGUGGUCGCAAGUUCAGAGACGAUUGGGAAUGUCUAGUUCUUUGGAAGGACCUGUUUGACAA
Molecule: messenger RNA, 3276 nt
Organism: Physcomitrium patens
Lineage: Eukaryota; Viridiplantae; Streptophyta; Bryopsida; Funariales; Funariaceae
Product: coatomer subunit beta'-1
Biological process (GO): retrograde vesicle-mediated transport, Golgi to endoplasmic reticulum; intracellular protein transport; endoplasmic reticulum to Golgi vesicle-mediated transport
Cellular component (GO): COPI vesicle coat
Molecular function (GO): protein binding; structural molecule activity
Source: RefSeq, a predicted model, not a curated record